Molecule: messenger RNA, 309 nt
Organism: Monoraphidium neglectum
Lineage: Eukaryota; Viridiplantae; Chlorophyta; Chlorophyceae; Sphaeropleales; Selenastraceae
Product: peptidyl-prolyl cis-trans isomerase, FKBP-type
Exons: 3
Coding region: 1-309 (102 amino acids)
Cellular component (GO): thylakoid; chloroplast
Molecular function (GO): peptidyl-prolyl cis-trans isomerase activity
Source: RefSeq, a predicted model, not a curated record
AUGGAGUCCCACUCAGCAAAAUCACUUUGCUGCACGCAAUCUAUGCGUUUGCUGAGCAGGUCUGGCUACACCAAGGGGUACCAAGGGAAGCGGAUCGGGAACACCACUGUGAAGGACGUGCCCUACGAAUUCGUGGUGGGAUCUGGGCAGGCCAUUGCGGCAUUUGAGGAGGCGGUGUCCACGAUGAAAGUGGGAGGCAUCCGCCGCGUGGAGAUCCCGGGUGCGCGGCCCGAGCUCGGCUACUCGCUCAACCGCGCCGAGCGGUUCACGGACGAGCUCAUCAGCCCAGACCUGAAGAUCUUCAAGUGA